UAAAACGACACUUAAAGCUUCCGCUAUUAGUUAAGCAGCUGAUAUAUAUUUUAUUUAUCACAAACCGCUUUUUGGAAAGCAGGAAAUUACGUCAUAUAUUGUUGAAAAAAUAUAUAACUGCAGUAAUUGUUAUUGUUAGCUUGUUCGCUCACCGACUAGCUCGUGAAAUGGAGCUAUGACUGAGUAAUAACGCCGUAUUACAUGUGCACGGUUAAGUUAUUACAAACGUACAGUGGUUUGGUGAGCUAAAUGGAGGACGGAAGGAGUGAUGCAGCCCCCACAUCCAAGAGUCAGGCAGGCUCAGUACACCUGCAGACUCCAAAAAAUGAAGACACUUAUGAAAUUGCUAUUCCAUAUGAGGAAAACAACUUUGAUCAGCCGGGAUUUUUCAACCAGAGUGAUCAGAAUUUUGAUGAGUCACCGUCAAAUCCUGGCCCAUCUCCUGCCAACAACUCAUACAUGAUGAUAACUAACUUGCGAACCCAACUCCAGAUCUCCUUGGAGAAAAACUCUUGGCUGCAAAAAAGAAUUGAAGAUUUGGAGGAGGAGAGGGACUUCCUGCGAUGCCAGCUGGACCGCUUCAUCUUUUCUACAAAGAGCCUGGGACAGGAGCAGAGUCGGAGUCAGUAUAGUAAUGGUUAUGAAUCUAGACGGUUCAACUGGAGGAUAAGAAGAGAGGAAGAUCGUCCCAAUGAACAAAAAUCAGACUCAUCACAUUUUCCUCAACGUCAAUUUAUCCCGCGAAGGUCAAGUCCUGCUGCUAUGUUGUCUUCCAAAAGCCACGUUUCUAGUCCGUUAAGCACUCAACUGGCCUCCAUGAAUGUGUUAUUCAACUCUGCACAAUCACAGUCCCUUCUUCAAGGCCAUAGCCACAGUGCUUCCAGUACCACAGCCAGUUCUACAGCCAGUGGCAGCAGUGGCAGCGCUGCACGAUCGUCUGCGAACGACAUAAGCGGACACAAUGGUCCAGAUUCCCUCUCGUUUAUUGGAGAGUCAGACGAGUACUUGGAGCAGGACGGCUAUAUGGAGGAAGAGGAACUCAUAUCAGGAGAAGAUGUUUUGUCAGACACAAUAAACCCCAACCACCACCAGAUAAAGAGACGGCGGGUUUUCCGAGCUCCAAGAGAACGCCAAAGGGUGAAAGAUGCUGCUGGAGUUCUAUUUCGCUACAAGAAGAUUCUUCUUACGUACCAGCGUCUCAAGAAUAUGUCCAAAGCCUUCCAAAUCCACGGAGUUGACCGCAACACAGUGGCUUCUACCACCCCGAUAGCUGAGCUGCUUCUAGUUGCUCCGGAGAAAGUGGCUGAAGUUGGAGAGUUUGACCCAUCCAAAGAGAAGCUGUUGGACUAUGCCAGGCGCUGCUACAUCGCUCUGGAUGAGGAGACACUGUGCAGAGUGCAAGCCUUAAAAAAGAACAACCUUCUUCUGCCCAUUUCCUACAGAUUCAGACACUGAGAAAAGAAUGGCAGAUGAACAGAUGAGCUCAGUGAGAAACUGGACAUUGUGCUGCUGUGCACAUGUAACUAUUAACUGCUGCUGUGAUGCUGUUCUUCCCAAGGAAACCCUGAAAAUAUGACCUAAAAGUUUGAUACAGUCCAUGUGAUUAAUCAUCACUCAAGUGAAAAAAUUCCCGUUGUUACAAAGAAUCAAUGAAUUGAAGGUAUUACUUUCUACGUCUGUUUCAGUCUUAACUUUAAUGACAUCCUCUUAACGACCCAGUCCAAGGAAGAUGGUGUUUUUAACAUGUUUUUGUGGCAUUUUUCUGAUGAUUGAGGAAAUAUAUUGGGAAGCUUAAAAUUGCAUUUCUUAGUAUUUAUUUAAAUCAGGAACAGACAAUAAAAUGCAGUUUAAAAAGAUAUGAUACAUAUGAUAAAAUACAAUGGAGAAAAUACAAGAAUACAAUAAAGUACAAUGAAAGCUACCUGCUCUACUCCAUUCUGAUUCAUCCACUUGUAUCAUCCAUGAUCAUCAACACAGACGUAAAUUUCUAAAAAUAUUGUGCAGAAACUAUGUCCUAGACAACUACUUUUUUUUUUACAUUUUGGCUAAAAACUGCAUAAUCAUAAUUAAAAUACCACUGGGAACGCUUUUCAAAGAUCUCAAAAUAUGAUCGGAGUGGUACUUUACAACUGCUGGAUCUUCUAAAGAUUACAUUAUCUUGUUGAUCCUUCAGCUCAUGGCAGCAUGAACACUUUUCUGUUUCACUCACUUCUAUCACAUCAUGAUGUGUAGUUUCUUACCAUGACAUACAAUCAGCGUCUGUCAAUCUUAGCAUUUUAUCUUGUAAUUAACACUUUACGAUUUCAUUAAGUUCAUAUUUUUCAGUGCGGCCUUCAUAUUCAAUCAUGUUUGUUUGUCUGUGUUUUUCUAUAAGCUCCUUUUACACUGUCAUCAACUCAUUGUUGUAUGAACAAGCCUAUGGUAAUAUGGAUCAGAUAAUUUCUGACAGAGUCAUACAAAUGGCCAAACAAUAGCUGUUUUUUUCAUUUUUUUUUAUUAAAAUCAAAUUUAAACACUUCCAGUUUUUGAGUAAUAUGAUCAACCAGCUACUUUUCUCUUAUAAAGUUCGACAUUGAUACUUCGUGCCACUAAAGUUUAGUGCAAUUCAUGUACUUUAAAAAGUUGAAUUGCAAUAGUGAAUGCUUAAACUACUAGUAACCUUUUAAUGCAUUGUGGUAAAAGUAUAUUUGUAAAAUGUGACUCUCAGCAUUGACACAACUGUUUCAGGUAUAUUUAAGGAUUGUAUGACUUUUCGCUUGUUGUGAACAUUUGUUGUCAUUACACAAACAACUUCACACAUAGAACAACAGCAAAACAGAUAGUAGGACAUAUUUAGUCAUGCUAAUGCUUCACAACACGCAUGCUUUGGUGGUUUGCAGCCUAUUCAGUUCUUGCCUUAAUUUGUGAUUUGAAAAGGAACCACAUUGUAUCAUGAAGUUUGAAUGAAAUAUACAUAAGAAGUACCAAGACAUCUGGAAAUAAAACAAACGUGGCUGUU
Molecule: messenger RNA, 2998 nt
Organism: Oryzias melastigma (Indian medaka)
Lineage: Eukaryota; Metazoa; Chordata; Actinopteri; Beloniformes; Adrianichthyidae
Gene: ccdc106a
Product: coiled-coil domain containing 106a
Exons: 8
Coding region: 250-1455 (401 amino acids)
Cellular component (GO): nucleoplasm
Source: RefSeq, a predicted model, not a curated record